ACAGAAGUACCGCGGAGAGCAUUGUAACCGGUUGUAUCACUGUCUGGUGUGGAGGGGUCACUGCACAGGAUCGGAAAAAGCUGCAGAAGGUUGUAAACUCAGCCAGCUCCAUCAUGGUCACCGGCCUCCCCGGCAUCGAGAGGCGAUGUCUCAAAAGGGCGGCAUCCAUCAUUGAGGGUCCCUCCACCCCGAGGCACACUCAGUGUUUCAGGAACAGCUUCGACCCGUCGCCAUCAGAUUUCUACGAGGCUGCAGAUAAGGUGCGGUUCCGGCCACUGACUGACUGCUGGGCCACGCCGCCUAUCUCCGGUUGGGCCAACGUGGGCACGGGACGCGCUGUGGGACAGAGAAAUCUAACUGCCGGCAGCAUGAAGGCUCGGAGUGUGGUCGCUGCCCUCCUGUGUCUUUUCAACCUGACGUUCACCGCUGAUGGUGAGAGUACAACAUUGGCGUCUGAACCCAGAGAGGUCUCAGCUUCCUACCCUGUCGAAAUCCCAACUCACAGCCUGCAGGUCCAGGGGCCAGCCACUGACCCGACCGUCACACAACAUCCGGAUGUCCACCCGUCAGCGACCAGAGAGACGUUGUCAGAGGUGGAUGUGGAGCCAGACCCUCAGAGUGAGGGCGAGGAGCAACUGCAGGGAAAAUGUGCAGGGGCCACAUCUCCAGAGACGAUGCAGGUCCUGGGAAAGGCAGUCAGUGACUUUGGCAUUACAAUGUUCCAGAAAAUUCUGACGGAGACCAAGAAGCCGAAUGUGAUCAUCUCGCCUCUGAGCAUCAUGCUAGCGCUUGCUCAGCUGACCCUGGGUUCUGCGAACAAGACAGAGAGAGAUCUGGUGAACAGCCUGCACUUGGCCUCCCCCAGCUGUUCACACCACACCCUCCACACGGCCGUCACCGCCUUCAACCAGCAAGCUGGCAGCAUUGCCUCCACCAUCUAUCUACGGAAGGCGUUACGUGUGAAGCCAGGCUUUUUGAUGGGUUUGGAGAGGUUUUACAGGUCCAAGCCACAGUUGCUGAGUGGACACCCCUCCGAGGACACCAAAACCAUCAACCGUUGGGUGGAGCAGAUGACCAGCGGCAAAAUCAAAAACUUUCUGAAUGCCGUUCCUGUAAAUGCUGAUCUGAUCUUGAUAAACGCCAUAAACUUUAAAGGACUGUGGAAGGUCCAGUUCGAUCCACAAGUCACGGGCCAAGGCUCAUUCUUCCUGGAGGAUGGGAGUGUGCUGCAAGUACCGAUGAUGAAACACAUGAAAUACCCCGUCAGCAUCCAAUACAACAAGGAGCUGGAGAACGAGGUUAUCUGGAUUCCAUUCAGACACAACAUGAGCUUCAUUGUGGUGAAGCCUCGAAACAGCAGCAGGCUGAACGAUGUUGUCAACAGCCUGAACCUCUCUGACAUCAAGGCACCUCACAAGCUGCGGACCAUGCUGGUCAGGGUGCCCCGACUCAACAUUGACUUCAGCACUGAGCUCAAGAACAUUCUGGAGCAUCUCGGUCUCGGCAGCAUCUUCAGCCACCCUGACCUGAGCCGGAUUUCCGACCAGCCGCUGAUGGUGUCCUCCAUCAACCACAAGUCCACGCUGGAGCUGAGGGAGGAGGGUGUUCAGGGUGCUGCUGGUACCAGUGUCUCCAUCACCCGCUCACUCCUGCAGUGCAAUAUCAACCGGCCGUUUUUCUUCAUGAUCCGCGACGAGGUCUCCGGAACCCCGCUCUUCCUUGGCACCGUCAAGCGACCUAACCCGAUUCUGCUGGAAAAACAGGCCAGCGAGCUGGAGGAGACCCUCGAUACUGCAGACAUUCCGGAACCCAAGUGAUAGCUGGGCUUGGAUCGACCCCCACCUCCCAAUACACCCUCCCCCACCUCCCACCACAGUAGCUGGACUGGAGAUAUGGAUAGAAGCUGCCAGGGGCUGAUGCUGGGUGGUGGGGAAUGUCUCCCUGGAGAGUGUUACACUGGAGUUGACUAAAUUUGCAUAUUAAUCAGCAGAAUCCCCACCCAAGGGUGACAUACGUUCCCCUGGUUGCUGUGUGGGAUCUAACAUCAGAUCAGAAUCAGGUUCAUUAUUAUUGUCUUAUAUAAUAUGAAAUUUGUUCUUUUGCAGCAGCAGUACAGUGCAAAGUCAUUAAAUUACAAUGAAUUAAAACAUAAAUAAAUGGCGUAAAAUAGGACUAAUAAAGGUAUGCUCAU
Mobula hypostoma (lesser devil ray) is the source of this 2191-nucleotide messenger RNA. It is a transcript of the gene serpinf2b, whose product is annotated as serpin peptidase inhibitor, clade F (alpha-2 antiplasmin, pigment epithelium derived factor), member 2b. Bases 114 to 1817 code for a protein of 567 amino acids. The transcript is spliced from 9 exons. Gene Ontology annotation, biological process: negative regulation of endopeptidase activity. Gene Ontology annotation, molecular function: serine-type endopeptidase inhibitor activity. Lineage: Eukaryota; Metazoa; Chordata; Chondrichthyes; Myliobatiformes; Myliobatidae. The record is from RefSeq and is a predicted model, not a curated record.